AGCAGCCCUCGCUAGGUACCUUUACAAGUCACACACAGUUCCCUGGUUGAGAAGAUAAUUUUAUGCGUCAAUAUAUUUAUUGUCCGGGAUUGCGUUGUUAUCGUUAAUGUCUUCAGGCACUCAUUUGGCUGAUUAGGCUCCUAUUAAACGCCCUCUGACCGACUGCUAAGCUAGCCAGCUAGCUAGUUAGCUUUAGCGGCUAAAGCGGAAGUUGUCAAAGUAAUAAAGUAAGCAAGACUUUUAGCGGAAGUUGUCAAAGUAAUAAAGUGGCUCUCAUUAGCCGAGGCGCACUUGAACGCAUCAUCCCUCCAGGCAGCAGCUUGCAGUGACCUGACAGGGAGUCUUUCUAUUGGACUUGUUGCUAGUUUUCUACGAACAAUGAGUGAUCCUUGGCAGGAGUGCAUGGAGCACUGUGUGGAGGUCACCAAACAGGCUGGAAAGAUGAUCCGCGAGGCGCUCCAAAAGGACAUCGCCGUCAUGCACAAGAGCUCGGCGGUCGACCUCGUGACCGAGACGGACCAGCGAGUGGAGCAGCUCAUUAUAUCAUCUGUCAAAGCAAAAUUCCCCACGCACAGCUUCAUAGGUGAAGAGUCUGUGGCUGCAGGCGCCCCGAGCGUUCUUACUGACGACCCUACUUGGAUCAUCGACCCGAUUGACGGCACCACCAACUUUGUCCACCGGUUCCCAUUUGUGUCUGUAUCAAUUGGCUUCACAGUGAAGAAAGAGAUAGAGUUCGGGGUUGUGUACAGUUGCAUGGAGGACAAAAUGUACACUGCGCGCAAGGGGAAGGGCGCUUUCUGCAAUGGCGUCCCCAUCAAGGUGUCAGGACAAGAAGAUAUCAGCCGCAGUCUGGUGCUGACUGAGGUGGGCUUCAAAAAGGACUCCGAGCAGUUUGCAACAAUGAUGGCCAACAUCAAGACCAUCCUGACAAUCCCUGUGCACGGUAUUCGCUCGCCAGGCAGCGCAGCCAUCAACAUGUGUCUGGUGGCGUGUGGCUCGGCCGACGCCUACUUCCACAUGGGCAUUCACUGCUGGGACAUGGCUGGAGGGGCCGCCAUCGUCACCGAGGCUGGAGGAGUUAUCAUGGACAUAUCAGGUGGCCCGUUUGAUCUGAUGUCCCGCCGGCUGAUCGUGGCUAGCAGCAGAGCCGUGGCCGAGCGCAUCGCAGCGCAGGUAACAGAGUUCGCCGUCGGCAGGGACGACGCAGAUGGCUCGUAAAACUGCUGCCGCCGCGCCCGCUGCACCCGCCCGCCAAUUUAACGGGUAUUCACACAUCUAAUAAGCCGAGGGUUUGCUUUCAGGAGCGAACAAGUCACCCUUACCUCCGAGGAGUAGGUUAGUCCAGCAUUCACUCGGCUUGCUUUCCAAUUGAAUUUGUGACGCGCUUGUGGCUUUUUAGAUGCACAUGUCUUUGAGACAGGCACACUUUUAUCUGUCCUGUGAAUAACACCAGACUGGCUCAAGAAUUCAGUUUUUGCAGUUAAUUCCUAAAAACGCCACAGCAAUGCGAACCUAAAAACAGACGAGCACUCCUGUCCUGUAUGAAUGUAAACAAAUUGCUUCAGUUUUCAAUUUAUGACUCUAUUGCUAUAUGUACAGUAUUAUAUAGUGAUGGUUUGAAUAGAAAUAUAUCUAUGAACAUUUGCUGUAAUGAAUUAAUAGUAGGUUUUUGGUGCAAAUUUUAGGGUAUGGCAGAGCAUUGUAUUGACAAAUACAAAUUGUUGUUAGAUUUUAUUAAGGGGCUGAAUAUUUAUGUCAUAGUGUAAUCAAGUGUAGUUUUAGAUGUUUUGAUCCACUAUACUUUAUUGUAUAUGUUAUUCACAAAUGUAUGUAAGUUGUGAGUAAGUGGUCUGUAAGAAGAACGGCAUGGUUGAAAGUUAUUAUAGCACGAGUCUCCAACAGGAGCUACCACCAUUUUUGAGUAAACUCUUCGUAUUUUUUUUAAGCGUUCCUCCCGGACAUUAUGCUUGUAUUUAAUAACAAAGAGCAUAACAACACACCAUAACCACACUUCUUGAGCGGGGAGAUUUAAAUUUAAAUCACUGUCAAAGUAACUAUAAAGGUGAUAAAAGUUUGGCACCUCUGAUUUAAAGUAAAAAAAACAACAAACCUUACACAAUGGUCACAUUCUUGGUACCGUAUUUUUCGGAGCAUAAGUCGCUCCGGAGUAUAAGUCGCACCGGCCGAAAAUGCACAAUAAAGAAGGAAAAAAACAGAUACGUCGCACUGGAGUAUAAGUCGCAUUUUUGGGGGAAAUUUAUUUGAUAAAAUCCAACACCAAGAAUAGACAUUUGAAAGGCAAUUUAAAAUAAAUAAAGAAUAGUGAACAACAGGCUGAAUAAGUGUACGUUAUAUGAGGCAUAAAUAACCAACUGAGAACGUGCCUGGUAUGUUAACACAACACAUCAUGGCAAGAGUCAUUCAAAUAACUAUAACAUAUAGAACAUGCUAUACGUUUACCAAACAAUCUGUCACUCCUGAUCGCUAAAUCCGAUGAAAUCUUCCUCCCCGGUGUCGCCUUUGGUAUGUCCUUUCUUUCUGCUGCGCGAUUGCUGUUCUCUGCUGCAUAUUUCACUACGUCCAGGUUGUAAUCUGCAGUAUAUGAUUUUCUUUUCGGUGCCAUUUUUGUUCAGUCCUUCUCAGUUUUUAUAAGUUACCGCCAAUGUUGAUGUGAUCCAUUUUAAUAGCUACGGCAUUAGCAUAUAGCACAGGGGUCACCAACCUUUUUGAAACCAAGAGCUACUUCUUGGGUACUGAUUAAUGCGAAGGGCUACCAGUUUGAUACACACUUAAAUAAAUUGCCAGAAAUAGCCAAUUUGCUCAAUUUACCUUUAACUCUAUGUUAUUAUUAAUAAUUAAUGAUAUUUAUCUUUGUGGAAACACUGAUCAUCUUAAUGAUUUCUCACAAUAAAUAUAUAUAGAAACAGAUAAUUAUCAAUAUGCAACACUUUAUUUUUAUAUUUUCUCUAAGUGCACAUUUUUCAAAUUGAACAUUUUCAAAUGAUCACUUCUAAGACAGUCUUGUGAAAUCACAAUAUCCCAUUUUAACUAGCUAGCCACUAACAUUUUUUAACAAAUCAUGAAUUACUUUGCACCAUGUUUGUACAAAUAAUAACUCAUGUAAAAUACAAAAGUCAACUCUCAAAUUUUUAAAUAAAUCAUGUCACACUUUGAACUGAACACCAAAUCUGUUAUCUGUUUCUUUGUCAGUUAGUAAAGACCAAGUCUUUAAAAUAUUUUCUUGCAUUUUCAAAUUCUAUUUGAGUUUUGUCUCUCUUAGAAUGAAAAAUGUCGAGCAAAGCGAGACCAGCUUGCUAGUAGAUAAAUGAAAUUUAAAAAAUAGAAACAGCUCACUGGAAAGUGCUGCUAUUUGAGCUAUUUUUAGAACAGGCCAGCGGGCUACUCAUCUGGUCCUUACGGGCUACCUGGUGCCCACGGGCACCGCAUUGGUGACCCCUGAUAUAGCAUAUAGCAGUUAGCAUCCCAUGACCCACAAUGCACUUCUGCCACGACCCUCCCCCGCCGAAUUCUUAUUUGUUGACGAGUGAGUGACGAUUGCUGACGUGUGUGUGACGAUUGCUGCCAUUUGCUUCGUCUCUUACGCGAAUGAGAUAAAUAAUAUUAUGUGAUAUUUUACGGUAAUGUGUUAAUAAUUUCACACACAAAUCGCUCCGGAGUACCGGUAUAUGUCGCACCCCGGCCAAACUAUGAAAAAAAACUGCGAUUUAUAAUCCGAAAAAUACGGUACAUACUAGUGUCCCUUUUUGGCGUAUGUGGCUGACGUUUCACCUCUGAAAUGCCACAUGCUGGACAUAUGAAUUUGUAUCAUUCGCACAUGCUGAUUCAGCAUAAUUUAUCCCUGAAUAACUUUAUAAUUCAUGUCAAUCAUGACACCAACUGUUUUAUUGGCACUGUGAACAUUGUAGUCCAUUUAAAGAGAUAACUAUUAUGUUUCUGUAUCCACCAACAUUAAAUACCUCUCUCCACAUCGUCUGCUCUCCUUGUUGGAUCAUUUUAAGUGUGGCAAUCAGGAGACUAAACAGACAAACCCACACAAGCGGGCCUGUUGUUUUUGCCCUGUACAAAGCACAAGGCUCUGUAUAGGCAAGAUGGAGGCGCUCUUAGAGUCAGUCAUGACACAUGCCGUCCAUCAUCUGCUCUUUUAGACAUAAUAGAGCGUAAGAGAUGCAUGCAUCACGCCCAACCCUCGGGCUCCAAGAAGACAAAACAAAAGAAACAACAUGAAGGCGGCGAAACUUGGUGCUCCGGGCAAGACCGUUUCAAAUUCAAAUACACUGGCCAAAUGUAAUAAAUAACAUUUUGUUGUGAAAUACUGUAUGAAAAAUGCCAACAUGUUAUGACAAGAUACCAUCCGCUAAUUUCACCAAACUGGUGAACCUGACUCCAAUUAUUUGUAGCUUCUAUGUUCAGCAGAUAGAGCAUUUGGGAAAUAUUUUCCAUAGCCUUAUUCCAAAAUGAAUUACAGUAUUAGCUCAACUUACGAGCUUAAUUGGGUCCGUGACGCACGCAGCUGUUAACUUAAAACUUGCAUCUUAAAUCAAAAUCUCCCAUUGAAUUGAAUUUAAAGGCCUACUGAAAUGCGAUUUUCUUAUUUAAACGGGGAUAGCAGGUCCAUUCUAUGUGUCAUACUUGAUCAUUUCGCGAUAUUGCCAUAUUUUUGCUGAAAGGAUUUAGUAGAGAACAUCGACGAUAAAGUUCACAACUUUUGGUCGCUGAUAAAAAAGCCUUGCCUGUACCAGAAGUAGCAGACGAGUAGCGUGACGUCACAGGUUGUGGAGCUCCUCACAUCUGCACAUUGUUUACAAUCAUGGCCACCAGCAGUGAGAGCGAUUUGGACCGAGAAAGCCACGACUUCCCCAUUAAUUUGAGCGAGGAUGAAAGAUUUGUGGAUGAGGAAAGUGAGAGUGAAGGACUAGAGGGCAGUGGGAGCGAUUCAGAUAGGGAAGAUGCUGUGAGAGGCGGGUGGGACCUGAUAUUCAGCUGGGAAUGACUAAAACAGUAAAUA
Messenger RNA from Nerophis lumbriciformis (worm pipefish), 5026 nucleotides. Its product is annotated as inositol monophosphatase 1-like. NCBI's taxonomy places the organism in Eukaryota, Metazoa, Chordata, Actinopteri, Syngnathiformes, Syngnathidae. The record is from RefSeq and is a predicted model, not a curated record. Gene Ontology annotation, biological process: inositol metabolic process; phosphatidylinositol phosphate biosynthetic process; signal transduction. Gene Ontology annotation, molecular function: inositol monophosphate 1-phosphatase activity.